CUGGCUGCAGGAACAGGAAGAGAGACCGUCAUGAAGUGCAUUGUGCUCCUACUGGCUUUGGCCGUCGCCUCUCAGGCACUCAAGGUCCCCCUGAUGAAGAGGGCGAAGAAGCCCCAUGAGGGUCCCUAUGUGGACUACGGUCUCAAGUUCGCCUCUCCUGAGGUGCAGGCAGCCUCUGGAGCCAGCUCUGAGGACCUCCUCUUCCAGGGCUACUACUAUGGAGCCAUCUCCAUCGGCACCCCUCCUCAGUCCGUCCAGGUGCUCUUUGACACCGGCUCUUCCAACCUCUGGGUGGACUCUGUCUACUGCACCUCUCAGGCCUGCAACAUCCACCAGAAGUUCAACCCGUCGUCUUCCUCCACCUUCCAGUGGUCUGGCCAGACCUUCACCCUUCAGUACGGAGCAGGAGGCAUGACCGCCUACCUUGGCUACGACACCAUUUCCGUGGCAGGCGUCAGCGUGACCCACCAGAUGGUGGGCCUGAGCAAGACCCUGAACACCAACGAGACGCCCUUCGCUGGCAUCGUGGGCCUGGCCUUCCCCCGCAUCGCCGCCUCCAACCAGCCCACACUCAUGGACACCAUGAUGCAGCAGGGCGUGCUCGAUCAGGACUUUGUCGCCUUCUACCUGGCCGAGGGUCAACAAGGCAGUGAGAUCUCCUUCGGCGAGCUGGACAACACCAAGUACACUGGCCAGAUCGUCUGGACCCCCGUCAUCGCUCAGGCCUGGUGGGAGAUCUCUAUGCAAGGGUUCCAGAUGAACGGUCAGGAGACCGGCUGGUGCGCUCAGGGCUGUGCCGCCAUCGUGGACACGGGCACCCCCGGCCUGUCCAUCCCCUCCUCCUACUUCUACGGCAUUAUGCAGACAAUCGGAGCACAGCAGUACAACGGCAGGUACUACACUCAGUGCAAUAAUGCUAACCUGCCCACUCUGAGUGUCACCAUCAGCGGAGUGUCCCUGCCCAUCCCUCCCUCUGCAUACCUCCAACAGGCUGGCAAUGGCUACUGCAUCUUCGGCAUGUCCCCCUCCAACCAGCAGGACAUGAGCGGUCGUCCCAUGUGGAUCUUGGGUGACACCUUCCUCAGGCCAUACUACUCCGUCUACGACCGCGCCAACAACCGCGUGGGCUUUGCCACCGCUGUGUAAACACAAGUGCCCUUGUUGAUAGCCUAUACAGCAGUGUGCCAUUACACGUACAACUAGUAAACUACAUUACCCAUCAGCCAACUCUUUGGUUAUCACUUCCUGUAGGCUGGCAUCAAUGUGGUUACUGUAACAUGGCUUCCUGUACUUGUACAUCAGUAGCAGCUCUGGGAGUCUCGUAACAGCCAUUCGCAUGUAAUGUCAUGUUUCAAUAAAUGACGGUAAAUUAAACAUUUUCAAAAUGUCGAAAA
Engraulis encrasicolus (European anchovy) is the source of this 1394-nucleotide messenger RNA. Its product is annotated as gastricsin-like. The coding region runs from base 31 to 1146 and encodes 371 amino acids. The transcript has 9 exons. Gene Ontology annotation, biological process: proteolysis. Lineage: Eukaryota; Metazoa; Chordata; Actinopteri; Clupeiformes; Engraulidae. The record is from RefSeq and is a predicted model, not a curated record. Gene Ontology annotation, molecular function: aspartic-type endopeptidase activity.